Molecule: messenger RNA, 4167 nt
Organism: Puccinia triticina
Lineage: Eukaryota; Fungi; Basidiomycota; Pucciniomycetes; Pucciniales; Pucciniaceae
Exons: 9
Coding region: 1-4167 (1388 amino acids)
Source: RefSeq, a predicted model, not a curated record
AUGCUGCUCAAGAAGAUCUCCAAGAAACACCUGCGAGAAACACCCACCCAAGAAACACCCACCCAAGAACCAGAAGAACAGACCCCAGCACAACAGAACCACUCAGCAUACUCACAAUCCCUGAACGAUGCCCACCAGCCGACUGGCUCCUACCGAUCUCGCCCAAUAUCAGAAUAUAACCACCAGCCACCCACACAGAACGAUCCCCAAGAAUACCCAGCACUCGACCUACCCCAGGAGAACCGGUCUUGCCACAGCGACUACGCAAGAGAACAACUCAGGAUCGCACAGGCCGACCAUGAAGCCGCACAACAGAGGGUCGAAGAAGCCACUCGAAAGAUUGCCGCCAUCGAGCCCCCCUCCCAAGACACAGACGACCUCCUAGAGAACACCAGCAUCAGCAGCAGGCCCCACCCACAGAGCCUGGCACAGGCCGAAGAACACCAGAGGCGGAGGGAAGAGAUCAUGAAGGCACAAGAACUACUGGAUAUCAGGGAGAAGGAGGUGAAGGCCAGAGAAGAACAGCUCGAACGGAUGCUGCGGGAAGAGCACGAGAAGAUCGAGGCGGACGAGCGUCGGAAGCAGGAGGAGGCCGAGGCAGUCGAGCGGCGGAGACAGGAGCAGGCCGAGGCGGACGAGCGCCGGAAGCAGGAGGAGGCCGACCGGCGGGCCCAAGAAGAGUCCAGACACCGGACCGAAGAAGAAGAGGAGCGCCGCCGGCUGGAGCGCGAGCUUGCGGAGAUCCAGCGGAGGGCGGAGGAGGAGAACAGGCUGAACCGGCUCAAGUACGAAGAAGAGCUCCUCAAACGCACCGAAGAGGCGAAGAAAAAGGCCGAGGAAGAGGCCCGGAGUAAGCUCGAGGAAGACUAUCGACAGCAGCGGCGCAGAGAGCAGGAGGCAUUCAUCGAGGAACAGCUCCUGGCCGUCAGGAAGGAGAAGGAGAUCAGAGAGGCCGAGAUUCAUGCUCAAGCGCUAGCGCAGCAAGAGAGAGACCGAGCCGAGGCCGAGCAGAAUGCUGCCAAGAAAGCAAUGAGAGAUCGGUUCCUUGCAAAGCAGCUUGGCCUGGAAACCAUGCGAUCUCAGCAGAGCCAACGACGAGCGGAGCUAUUCGCAUCCGUCCACCGGACGGCAGUCCGGAACCUGAACCCGGUGUCGUAUGCGGACGUGUACACGUCGCCGCUGAUGAGCGGAUACAGCACCUUCCCAGUGUGUCCGUCCCCGCCGCGGUCGCCCCAUCUGGUGCCCGAGGAAGUGCGCAAAGCGGCGCGGGCCGAGCAGCAGCUGCAGGCCAGGCGAGCGCAGGCGGAGCGGGAGAUGGUGGAGCAGACGCAGAUGCUGCUGCUCGAGCAGGCUCGCCGGCGGGAAGCCGCGUCGGCGGGCGCACCCAACGCUCAACCAGCAAUACCGGGCACAAUCGCGCCCGACAGCCGUCUGUCGAUCGCCGUCAUCAUCGCCCGGCUCAUCCUGACCAACCACACCCCAGCCGACCUCCGCUGGGUAACGACUUUACUGCCCAAUCGCCAGCCCAGAGAUCCCACCGCUCCAGCCAUCCAGACCAAGCACAGGACCAGAGAUCUCAGCGGUCUACCUGUCCCGACCAAGGACACUCCAGCCGAUCUCCCCUUGUCAACGAUCUUCCCGACCACGCCCAUGACCACGGAUCUCAACGCUCUGGUCAUCCAACACAUUCCAACCGACCUCCGCUUGUUAACGACUUUACUACCCAAUCGCCAGGUCAGAGAUCUCACCGCUCCAGCCAUCCAGACCAAGCACAGGACCAGAGAUCUCAGCGGUCUACCUGUCCCGACCAAGGACACUCCAGCCGAUCUCCCCUUGUCAACGAUCCUCCCGACCACGCCCAUGACCACGGAUCUCAACGCUCUGGUCAUCCCGACCCAACACACUCCAACCGACCUCCGCUUGUUAACGAUUUCACUACCCAAUCACCAGGCCAGAGAUCUCAACGUUCUAACCAUCCCGACCAAGGACACUCCGGCGCCGCUCGACCACCCCAUCCCGAGAAUCCCACCCGAAUGCCAGAUUAUACAGAUUAUAGACCACCAGCCCCACCCACAGUUCACAACAGGAGCUCCGAAAACCUAUCCCGCCGGCAAAGGGCGCGUUCGGCCUGCCCAGCUCGACUAUACGAUGCCCAACCCAGACCCUGUAGCUCAAGCCGCCAACAGCUCGACCUCAAGCCAGGAAACCAGUGAGCUUGCUGCGCGUAUCAAAGCUAUACUCGAAGCACGAGAACUGCAAAAGAGAAAGCGGGAGGAUGAGGAGAUUGCGAAGUAUGCCGCCGCCCGGGAUAGAGCGAGAGAGCAAGUAAUCCAAGACUGCACCCCCCCAGACACGAGCUGCACCGGAGAACCUCACUCCUCUGAACAAGACGGGGACUCCAAGGAGAGAGCCGCGCAAGCCGCCGCACACUUCAUGAACAAGCAGCCAUUCCCGACCCCAGCUCGAAGACGAAAAACCUCGAUGCCCCAUGCUAGCAGCUAUCGCCACGCCAGCGCGUACCAUCAUCACCAACGCUUCAAUUCGACCGAGACAGCCUCGGCCGGCCGCUCGGAAGCGAUCAGCGAGUCUGACUCGACCGUCAUCGAUCAUCUAGCUGGCUAUCCGAACAGAGCCAUCGCGAGAGAAAUCGAAAGCUCCUACAUACUCCAAAUCGACCAUCCUUCUCCUAUCGCCUACUUGGAGGGCGAUCCCCAGGGACUUCAGCUCAAAGCCAAAGGCAACCAGCUGGCUUGUAGGGACCUGCAUCGAAUCGCCGAAGACCUUGGCGCGAAAGGUGCCAUUGGUAUACGCUUCCGGGACCCGGUUUUGGUAGACUCUUCUCGUGUCAACUUCUCCGCCCAGGGCAUCGCUCUUGUCCCCGAUACUGGUUCAUCCUCAGGAAGGACUGGCUUGGAUGGAUGUACCCCCGAGCGGCAAGAUGUGCCCCGACGAUCUGAUCCGCUCGAUUCUACGACUCACGACCCCUCUUCUGUCUAUCAAGGCCAGCGGCCGCCUCAUACCCCACAGAGUGAACCUUUCGAUCACUCCGAGUCGCUCAAAAGCUCGCCUCAGACCCCGCAUCCCGCAGAAGACUUCCAUUCCUCUGCCUCCCCCAAGCGCGAUGAACCCGCGAAGGUGGACCGGGAAGUGCAAACGUCGAUCGGCUCUGGCGCUGCGCCCAAUCCGCACCCCCCGGCGACCCACACGAAUCCCAACCCCUACGAUUCCCACCACAAAGCUCCUGGUAUACCUUCGAAUCACCCCCGUGAGCGUUACUCACCGAGAGUGCUUGUGGAGGACAUGUACUUCGACAUCUCUAAAAGACCCGAAGGCCUGCCGAUGCCCCCCCAUUUGUUCACUCCUAAAGUCACCCUCCAGUCGCCUUCUGAACCCAGUGGCUACUCUCCUGCGUCGCAAGAGUUUGGGACCCCGUCGCCGGGCCCCUCGACUUCCCAGCAGCCCAUCUCGCCUUCCGGAGCCCCCACUCUUCCCUUCCAGACCCCUUCUGAAACCACCUCGCCCACCAAUCCAGAUGAUUCUUACUCCCCCGUCACCUCCAAAGCUUCUGGUAUUUCAUCACCCAUCUCAACCUCCCACCAAUCCUCCCCUCCUGCCCAUCAAGCACCCCCUCCCCUCCCCAGAACAGUGCCCGUUGACACCCAACGUGCUGUGUUGCAGGAUUUCGUGUCUGGUCAUAGGCCUUCGAAGGCGCCUGUUGAUCCGCCUACCUUCUCUGCCCCCUCCAAGCCCGUCGUCAUCCAUUCUUCGCCAGCGACGACCGCAUAUCCGCGCACGCCUCGAGUGGUCGUCCAGUCCCCCUCUGUUACCUCGUCGCCCAUCGUCCCCGCUGGCAUCUUUUCUGCCUCGCCGAAGACCUUCACUCACGACCCUCCGCCCCAGCAAUCGUCUCGACCCCGGCCGGCCAACACCUCCCACAGCCGAUCAUCAUCGGUCGCCCAUCGAGGUGGGGCACGACAGGAGGACGGCGCGGCGCAGCCCCGCCCGCCCGUCGGCCGCGAGCCGCCGGCGUCCAAGACCCCGCGCCAGAUCCCGUUGCCGCCCGAAAGCCCCUGGGAGAGGCCCUUGCCCCCGCCCACGCCCUGCGAGCUCCCGCUGCCCUCCUCGCCCAUGCCGUUUAUCCGCUUCGACGACCCCUGUCCGAAUUAG